GUGGCAGCUGUGUUGCAAGACUGUGUUUGGUUGUGAGAGGAGAGGAGGGGGCACCCCAAUGGAUUGCUGUUUCCUUUCCAGUCUGGCCUGACCCCAAGGCACUGGAGGGGAGGUUUCUGCAGAAGGGUGUCAGCAGAUUACUAACAACUUCUUUCCACAUCAGGAAAUGGUUUGACCCAGGCUGUUUGUUCCAAACUGGCUCUUUUUUGCAGGCUGCAGAUUCUGUAUCUGGUGGUGUCUCUAGUGGAGUUUCUUUCGCUCUGUAUCAUCCAGAUCUUUAAUGGAACAGAAACACUUUCUGAGUGGGGAGAAUUCAGCUGUGUGACUAGGAGGGAAUGGCUCAUCAUUCCAAAUCUCCGUUAAGACGCUCCUUCAGCGAACAUAUUAAAGAUUCUACGAACAAGGCAUGGAAUAUAAUCUGGAAAAAUACAAGGGAGAAAAGACUUUCAGAAAUUGAAGCAAAGGAUGCUUGUGACUGGUUGAAAGCUGCUGGAUUUCCACAGUACUCCCAACUAUUUGAAGCCUCCCUGUUUCCUAUUGAUAUUGAAGUUGUGAAAAAUGAUCAUGAGUUUUUAGACCAGGAUGCCACAGAGUCUUUGUGCAGGCGAUUGAAAACACUGAACAAAUGUGCAAUGAUGAAAUUGGAAAUUGGUAGAGAGAGAAGAAAGAGCGAUGAUUCUGAAGAUGAAGAUCCUUGUGCCAUCAGUAGCAAAUGGACUUUUCAAAGGCACAGCAAGCAGUGGUCUCGUGUCGAGACAUUAGAACUUUUCCAUCCGGAAAAUCUUUGCUUACCCAGUAGCCCAUGUUUGAAGACAGUUGACUGUGAUGAUAUAUUCCCAGAGCUGGAAGAGAAGCAGGAAGUUUCAUCAGUUCACAGCAGCAGUAGCAGCAGUGCGGGCACUGAUAGUAUCAGCUUGCCAAAAAAUUCUGAAAUGCACAUUACAGAUUUUGAGACUAGUCGAAGUUCCUCAAGAUGUUCCUCAAUUAAGUUGCCGUCUGCAGACACCUCUUUGAGUGGCCCACCAUCUCCAAAUGAGCUCUCCAGUUUUGGUACUGAUGAAAAGGUCACUCAAAAGUUCUCAAAGACCAGGGGAAAGGGUUUAUUAAAGAAAAUGGAAAGGCUUCGAUUAAGAAGUUCUAGUCAGAAAAGGAACAAUCAACAAAAAUGUAGGCCAUUUAUCAGUGCGCCUGUACUUCAAGAAGGAUUUGAUGAAGAAAAGAUGAGAAAUCUCAAUUGUUUUGACGUUGCUGAACUUGAUGAGACCUUUCUUAGACAGAACCCGUCAUACUCCUCCCAAACCUGCAGUAGUAGCAGUCAAUCCGAGAACAGUAGUACAGUAAGCACACCAAGCCCUGUCCUUCGAACACGGAGUCAAACCUUAAGUCGAAAUCGGGAUGGGACGUAUAUGGAAAGUUUUGAUUCAGCACAACCACCCUGCAGGAGUAUUAGCCAACAGAACUUUAUAAAUGAGAAGUGUCAGCAUGACCAUCUUCUUUUUCAGAUUCCACAAGGCCACAAACCAGGAACAUUUCCGAAAGCACUUCAGCAUGGUAUUGUCUCACCAAUAGACACUUCAGUAAACUGGAGAACUGGCAGUUUCCAUGGUUAUCGUCGAAGUAGAUUUGGCAGAGACAGUAGGGUGAGCAGUUCAAAGGAGAUUGACUGUAGGCAUGACUCCCAUGAUGACUUAGAUAAUCGCAUGAGUAUAUAUGAUAACAUUCCAGGGGCCCUUGUUCACCUGAACAAUGGAGAGGUAGCAGAUGCAGCUGAUGAUGACGUGUUUGCAGAACUGGAUGAUGUCAUGGAGCAUGUGAAUGGCCUUCAAAGACUCGUGAACAAAUGGUCAGAAAAGUUUUCUGAUGAAGGAGAAUCUGAUUCUGCAAAUGACUCAGCAUCUCCUUAUCCAUCCUCUCCAAAGGACAUUCAUUUGGAGAUAGAGAAACAUCUUGGGUGUGUUAAUGAGGAAAUGCAAGCUAGUAAAUUGGAUAUUACAGAAAAGUCUGUCAAUGAUUUGGACCCGUCAGUCAUGCAUUACAAAAGGGACUCUGGAGUUGGCUCAUCGUUGACGCACAGUCACAGGCAACAGAGGUUAUGCUGGCAGGGUGAACUGAACUUAAAUCCUCAGAACUUACAUCUCCAGAUUGAUAGCCAGUCUGCAGCUCAGCUCAACCUCUUACAGAAAUUGGCACUCCUGAAGCUCACCACCCUGAUGGACAAAUACUCCCCCUCCAGCAAGCAAGGCUGGAAUUGGUAGGCUGUUGGAUAUAAUUUAAACUUGAUUUGUGAAAUAUUAUAAUUCACAAACACAAUUCAAAUGUUUUAUUGAUGUCCUCUGUAUCCCUCAAAUUAAAUGCAACCUGGUUAGUUGGUCUUUCCUAUUCAUCACUUUUUACGUGUGUGUGUUUGUGUGUGUGUGUGUGCGUGUAUAAAACGACCUGACUAAAAUUGUACCAACCCCAAGGGAUUAAUUUAAAAAGAAUGUUAAAGUUACGUGGAUUGAAGGUUGUAAGAAACUAUUUUUGUAAAAUUAUUAAUGAUUAAUGUCUCUUUGAAGAUCAAAGCAGCAUUCUUUAAUGUUGCAUUUUAUAGUAUUAAAAUAUUAGCUGAAAUAAAAUGUUAUCUGUUACAUAAGGAUUAUAUUUCUCUUUUUCAUUGUAUCAAUUUACAGAUUGCCCAUGGCACCGUUUGAACCAGACAAUUCUUUAUAACUAUGUCUUGUAUGAUUUCAACACACGACUGCAGAUAAUUUAUAUUUUUAGUUAAUGUAUUCAUCCUUUCCCUUAUGAUGAGAUACCUGACAGCACUAAAACCUUUUUAGUGUUUGGAUGUUUACUGAUUAUGCCAUGGCAUGUGCCUUUUCUAGUUGCUCCUGAAUAGUUUGUGCUAGAUUUUAUGGUGUAAGAGGGACCAUGAGAGUCUGGCAUACCAAUUGGUGUGGGGAUUGGAUGCCCUGCCCUGGAUUUUCUGGCCUUCCCCAUAGCAGUUUAAUGGCUUCUUGGCCAUUUGUUUUUUUUUUAAAGGAGAACUCUGCCUAUGCUAAUUAAAUAGUCUGCAACUCUCUGGUCCCAGCAGUACCAUUGGGAGUGAUGAACACUGCUGGGGCUAUUCCCAGCUCUGAAGAGCAAGGAGCUAGAGUUAAACCUAAUAAGUGCUGGGGUAAAUGGAGGUGAGGUAGAGGCUUUUAUUGUGAGUCGAGAAUGUGGUGCUGGAAAAGCAUAGCUGGAAAAGCAUCGAAGG
Chiloscyllium plagiosum (whitespotted bambooshark) is the source of this 3238-nucleotide messenger RNA. NCBI's taxonomy places the organism in Eukaryota, Metazoa, Chordata, Chondrichthyes, Orectolobiformes, Hemiscylliidae. The record is from RefSeq and is a predicted model, not a curated record.